This is a messenger RNA of Panicum virgatum (switchgrass), 3042 nucleotides long. RefSeq lists its product as uncharacterized. The coding region runs from base 27 to 1730 and encodes 567 amino acids. The transcript is spliced from 6 exons. Gene Ontology annotation, molecular function: catalytic activity. NCBI's taxonomy places the organism in Eukaryota, Viridiplantae, Streptophyta, Magnoliopsida, Poales, Poaceae. The record is from RefSeq and is a predicted model, not a curated record.
GCUGGGACCCAGCCCCGCCGAAAGCCAUGAAUCUCUUAUGUUGGAACUGUCGAGGUUUAGGGACGGACUCGACAGUUGGUGAGCUUCGUCAUUUGGUGAAGCGAUAUCGUCCCUCCCUCCUGUUUUUAUCGGAAACUAAAAUGAGGGAUACCAAAGUGAGGAAAUUUAUGUGGUCUCUGGGGUUCCAUGGCUGUUUUGCAGUUAGUAGUGAAGGAAAAAGUGGAGGUUUGGCUUUAUUUUGGGUUCAGGAAUGUAUAGUUUCUCUGAAGCAUUAUUCUCCAAAUAUUAUAGAUGUUACUAUAGGUUCAGAAGCAAAUCAAUUAUGGAGAGCUUCUUUUGUCUAUGGUGAGCUGAGGUCUGAAUUGCGCCAUAAUUUUUGGGAUCUUUUGCGCUUUGUUCGUUCCCAGUGGUCUGGACCUUGGCUCUGUGCCGGGGAUUUUAAUGAAGUCCUGAGCAGCGAUGAACAUCUGAGCAGAGGGGAAAGAGGGGAGCAGCAAAUGAGGUUAUUUAGGGAUUGCCUUGAAGACUGUGAAUUAUCUGAUUUAGGCUUUUCUGGGCCAAAGUACACCUGGAAUAAUAGGCAGGUUGGAAGUGACAAUGUGAAAGUACGCUUAGACAGAGCAGUGGCAAAUGGUCAUUUUAUCCAACUCUUUGAAGAUUAUCAUGUUGAAAAUGUCAUCACAUCAACUUCAGAUCAUUAUGCCAUUCUUGUAUCAAUUAAUCGAGAUUCUCAGUAUAAUGAUAGGAGUUCCUUUGAUAACAAUUUCAAAUAUGAAGCAAUGUGGGCAAGAGCACCAGAUUAUAAUGAUAUUGUUGAAAAGAAAUGGAAAGAGGAUUUUGAGGGGCCUAGAAAUCUCCAAUCAUUUUGGUCAAACCUAAGCAGAAUGGCGACCUCUUUAAAACACUGGAGCUCAAGAACUUUUGGGUCUAUCCGGAAGGAAAUAAAAAAACUUGAACGACAGUUGGCGAUGCUUCGUUCCUCAAGUGCCACACCAGCUUUUUCAGUUGAAGAGAGGAGAAUUGAACGAAAGCUAUGUGACUUAUUUGAAUGUGAAGAAAUUAUGGCUCGCCAACGUUCUAGAGUGGAUUGGCUCCAAGCGGGUGACCGAAACACUUCAUUUUUUCAUGCCAGAGCCUCUGCCAAAAGAAAAACUAAUAGAAUUUCAUAUCUAUUGAGAGAAGAUGGUACAAGGUGUGAAGACAGAGAGGAGCUUAAAGAUGAGGAGAUACGUGAAGCUCUGUUCCAGAUGGGACCGACCAAGGCGCCUGGUCCUGAUGGCUUCCCGGCGUUGUUUUACCAACGCCAUUGGGAUUUUUUACAGGCUGAUAUCUGCACAGCUGUUAGGGAUUUUCUACAAGAUAUGAUGAAGGCUUAUGACCGGGUCGAAUGGAAAUAUCUUCAGGGAGUUUUAAGUAAGAUGGGUUUUGCUGAUGGAUGGAUCCAAACUGUAAUGAAAUGUGUGACAAAGGUGCGAUAUGCUAUACGAGUUAAUGGUGAACUCUCAGAGCAUUUUAUUCCAACAAGGGGAUUGAGGCAAGGAGAUCCCAUCAGUCCAUACCUUUUUCUCUUAUGUGCGGAAGGCCUAUCUUGCUUAAUGAAGAAAAAAGAAGCUGAAGUGAAGGAACAGGCCAACGGAUUAAUUUUCAGAAAUCAUCACUUUUCUUUGGUGACAAAUGUCCGGAACAAGUUAAGGACAGAGUUAAAUCAUAUAUCAAUGUCCGUAAUGUAGUUGUGCAAGCAAAUUAUUUGGGCAUGCCGUCUUGGGUGGGGAGAUCUCCUACAAGCACUUUCAAUUUCUUACCUGAACGUAUGUGGAGGAAAAUAAGAGGCUGGAAUGAUCGCCCCCUUUCAAGGGCUGGUAAGGAGGUUAUGUUUAAAUCAGUCAUUCAAGCAAUCCCAAUAUAUGUUAUGAGCUGUUUCCGCCUGCCAGCUGCAAUUUGUGAUAAGAUGAGGACAACAAUCUCGAAUCAUUGGUGGGGCAUUGAAGAGGGUAAGAAAAAGAUGCACUGGCGUUCAUGGGAAUGGCUGACCGCCCCUAAAGCCAUGGGUGGCAUGGGGUUUCGAGAUAUGCAAAUUUUUAAUCAAGCUAUGUUGGGCAAACAAGCUUGGAGAAUUCUAACUGUUCCUAAUUCGCUUUGUGCGAGAGUGCUCAAAGGGCGCUACUUUCCUUGUUGUUCUUUUUGGGAUGCGUCUCAGCCCCGAAGUUCAUCUUUCACAUGGCGCAGCAUCAUGUAUGAUGGAGCAGCUGGCAGCUGGAAUGAAGAGAUGGUUCGAGCUUGUUUCAAUGAAGAUGAUGCUGAAAAGAUUUUGCAGAUACCUCUGUGCCAUACGCCUUGUGAGGAUUUCCCAGCUUGGCUACACACUAAGUCAGAGGCCGCAGAGGAUCAUGAAGCAACAGUUUUUGCAAUCACAGUAUGGCACAUUUGGGAGUCAAGAAAUGCAGUUAGAAAUGGUGAGAAUAUGAUGCAUCCCCAAUCCAUUGCACAACGAGCAGUAGCUUACAUAGAGAUGUUUCUGUUACACGUGACACAACCAAAAAAUCAAAGGUGUGAGUCUAAUUUCUCUGUAUCUAGAUGGACUCCACCGCCGAUUGGUUGGUUGAUGCUCAAUGUGGAUGCUGCUCUUUUUAAAAAUCCAUCUCGUAUUGGCGUGGGUGUAGUAAUCCGCGAUCACGAUGGGGUUUUCAAAAUGGCCUUUUGCAAGGUGAUGCAUAGGAUUAAAGAUCCUGAGAUGGCUGAAGCUAUGGCAGUCCGAUGUGCUGUUAUUUUUGCGAAGGAAAAAAAUCUUCAACAUAUUGUUGUUGCAUCAGACUGUCAUAAUAUCAUCAAGAAGUUACAAUCACAAAAUCUAGACAGAUCUGAAGUUGGUGCUAUCAUAUGUGAUAUAAAAAACUUAGUAAGAGAGGUUACAUUCUCUUUUAUGUAUAUUCGUCGAAGUUGCAAUGAGGCAGCUCAUGUAAUGGCUAGGCUAGCAGAUCAAUUCUCUGAAUCUGUUUGGUGUAAUGAAGCUCCGGAUGCAAUCCGGGCUAUCCUUUGUAAUGA